This is a messenger RNA of Trifolium pratense (red clover), 471 nucleotides long. RefSeq lists its product as uncharacterized. The coding region runs from base 1 to 471 and encodes 156 amino acids. Gene Ontology annotation, molecular function: nucleic acid binding; RNA-DNA hybrid ribonuclease activity. Lineage: Eukaryota; Viridiplantae; Streptophyta; Magnoliopsida; Fabales; Fabaceae. The record is from RefSeq and is a predicted model, not a curated record. The transcript has 2 exons.
AUGCAAGUCUCAAACAUUAGAGGGUGUCAUCUGACUGCGGGUUUUUAUAAGCUAAAUGUUGAUUCUGCAGGUCCGUCAGGUCAGGGAAAGUGGGGCCUAGCUACGGUGAUUCAAGAUGCAGAUGGUUUGGUAUCAGCUGUGGGUUGUUGGUGUUUACCAAUAUUGCCCUACUCUAAUGUUGCAGAAGCGUUUGAAAAAGCAGGAUCUGACAAUAGUAACAUGAUUGCGGCACUCACAAACAAGCAACAGGUCUCAGCCUACUGGAAUACAAUUGUUGAAGACUGCAUCAAGUUAACUUUUAGCUUGAAUUCUGUUAGUUUCACUAAUGUAAGGCGUGUCGCAAAUCAAACUAUUCAUUAUUUAGCUAAAUUAGACUUAUCUUCUAGUUUAGGCUUUAUUUGGAUUGAAGAGACUACAUCUUGUAUUUUCGAGGUUGUGGCAUUUGAUUUACCACCAGAAUCGGUUCAAUGA